This is a messenger RNA of Theobroma umbraticum, 2365 nucleotides long. RefSeq names its product XH/XS domain-containing protein (gene FDM1). NCBI's taxonomy places the organism in Eukaryota, Viridiplantae, Streptophyta, Magnoliopsida, Malvales, Malvaceae. Gene Ontology annotation, biological process: gene silencing by siRNA-directed DNA methylation. The record is from RefSeq and is a predicted model, not a curated record.
AGUGAAGACAGAAAAUACGAAAGGACAUUUUCAGGGCUCGCAAUUGACUCAGUUCCCACUCCGCAGAGCCCAAGUAUCAAAAUUACUCAGCAAGAGAAGGAAAGAAGGGAACAAAUCAGCGAAGAAGCUUUCUCUUCAAACAAAUUAACACUGAUCAGAUGGAUUCCAGUUCUGGCGAAGAGUCAGAUCUUAGCGAGUCUGAGAUUAAUGACUACAUGGAGAAGCCUUAUGAACAGCUUAAAUCUGGGAAGUACCAAGUAAAGGCCUUAAAUGGUAGCUUAAGAUGCCCCUUUUGUGCUGGGAAGAAGAAACAAGACUACAAGUACAAGGAUUUGCUUCAACAUGCCUCUGGAGUGGGCAAAGGAUCUGCCAACAGAAGUGCAAUACAGAAGGCCAACCACCUGGCCUUGGCAAAGUAUUUGGAAAUUGACCUAGCUAGUGAAGCAGAUCAGACCAUGCGUCCAGCUGUACCACGAGCUGUUAACCAAACUCCCGAGCAAAAUGAUCUCUAUGUUUGGCCUUGGAUGGGAAUAAUUCUUAACAUAGUAGCUGAGUCAAAGGAUAAAAAUGCAUUGCAUGAUCAAGGGUACUGGUUGAAGAAGUUUGCUAAAUACAAACCUUUAGAAGUUCAAAGUUUCUGGAAUGAGCAAGAUCUGACUGGACAAGCCAUACUGAAAUUCAAUAAUGAUUGGAAUGGAUUCAUGAACGCAACGGAGUUUGAGAAAGUUUUUGUAACUGAGCAUCACAGUAAAAAACAUUGGAAUGAGAAACGAACACAUCUUGGUUCAAACAUUUAUGGUUGGUGUGCACGUGCUGAUGACUACCAUUCUGACGGGCCAAUAGGGGAGUAUCUUCGCAAGGUGGGAAAAUUAAGAACCAUUUCUGACAUUGUCCAAGAAACUGCUCAGGAUAGGAAUAAUGUUGUGGCAAACUUGGCCACAAGAAUUGACUUGACAAAUGAAAAUUUGGAAGAAUUACAGUACAAAUACAAUGAGACGACUAUGUCCUUAAGCAGAAUGCUUGAAGAGAAAGAUAAGCUACACCUUGCCUUUAUUGAAGAGACGAGGAAGAUGCAGAGGCUUGCUCGAGAUAAUGUUCGAAGGAUCUUGGAAGAACAGGAAAAGCUGAAUUAUGAAUUGGAAACAAAGAAAAGGAAAAUUGACUAUUGGAGCAAGGAGUUGAACAAACGUGAGGCACUAACUGAGCGUGAGAGGCAAAAACUUGAUGAAGACAAGAAGAAAAAUAAUGAAAGAAACAAUUCACUUCAGUUGGCUUCUAUGGAGCAGAAAAAGGCUGAUGAGAAUGUGUUAAGACUGGUUGAAGAGCAAAAGAGGGAGAAAGAAGAGGCCCUGAAAAAGAUACUUCAGUUGGAAAAACAGCUGGAUGUUAAGCAGAAGUUGGAAAUGGAAAUUGAAGAGUUGAAAGGGAAGCUGCAGGUGAUGAAGCAUCUUGGACAAGAUGAUGCAGUUGUACAGAAGAAGAUGGAAGAGAUGAAUAAUGAGUUGAAAGAAAAGAUUGAGGAUCUGCAAGAUAUGGAAUCGACAAACCAAGCUCUUAUAGUCAAAGAGCGCCAGAGCAACGAUGAGCUACAAGAAUCACGGAAAGUGUUAAUUCAGGGUUUGCGAGAGUUGUUGGGUGCUCGAGUUAAUAUUGGAUUAAAGAGAAUGGGAGAGCUUGAUGAAAAAGCUUUCCAAAACACUUGUAAGUUGCGAUUUUCACCUGAUGAAGCAGCAGUACAGGCCACUACCCUAUGCUCGUUGUGGCAGGAGAAUCUAAAGAAUCCAGAGUGGCAUCCAUUCAAAAUUAUAAAUGAGGGAGGGAAUCACAAGGAAAUCAUAAAUGAAGAAGAUGAGAAACUACGAAAUCUAAAGCAGGAAUGGGGUGAAGAGAUUUAUGAGGCAGUGGUAACAGCUUUUAAAGAAUUAAAUGAGUAUAAUCCCAGUGGGAGAUAUGUUAUUUCUGAGCUCUGGAACUUCAAGGAAAACAGGAAAGCCACGCUAAAGGAAGUCAUUAAUUAUAUUGUUAAGAACAUCAAGACAGCAAAGCGCAAGAGGACUUGAGGCAAAGGAUCCAAUGAAACUUCAAGAGUUCAGGAUCUGACUAAUCUACUGGGAUAAUAUGCCUACGGAGCUGCACCAUAUUGCUUGAUCGGUCAAUUGUAUUUUCAGCCGCCUGAUGAAUCCUGAACUUAAAGAGUUGUUAGUAUUUUAGUUGGGAAAUAUUCUCGGUGACUGCGCAGUCUAGAUCUGCAAUCCUUUCUUUUUAUUCAAAUCAUUAUCAGCAUGGUAGUUGUUUAUGUUCAUCUAUCUAAAAAAUGCUAUGACUUUUUCAUGAAUGGCGUAUGCAUGAAAUUCAGUUGGCAGAA